AUGGGGACGCCCGCACCACCGAUUCCUCAGGGCCUUGCUCGUGUUGCCCCGCGGCCGUGCGCGAGGCGCCGCCGGGCCGCACUUCUCGAGCUGCCGCCGGCCUGCCCUGCAUCUUCCUGCUCCACCACGUCAGCAAGCAACAGCGCAAGGAUAGGCUCGGGGAAGAAGGGUGAAUACGGGCUCGUCGAGGGCCUCGCUGCCGUCACCAGAUCCCCUCCCUCGCUUUGCGCAGGAUUCCACGAGAUCCAUCUACUCGAUGUAAAGGAGUGUGAUGCUCUCUGCUCUCUGCUCUCUGCCCAGGAUACAAGGGACAGCUACGAGCAAAUGCCUGUGCAGUUUCCUGCUGGCUGUAAGUUGAAUUUCUAUGGCAGUUUCCUGGAAUCUGAUCCAUCUGCUGACAUUGUUGUUAAUCUUUCUCCGUCAAAACCUGUGCAAGAUCCAGAGGUUGUAAUGGAUGCAAACCAUGACCAAUAUUUAGUACCCAAUUCAAUGUGCAUGUGA
This is a messenger RNA of Miscanthus lutarioriparius, 501 nucleotides long. Lineage: Eukaryota; Viridiplantae; Streptophyta; Magnoliopsida; Poales; Poaceae. The record is from the annotation of a GenBank genome assembly.